This is a messenger RNA of Propithecus coquereli (Coquerel's sifaka), 1365 nucleotides long. RefSeq names its product BPI fold containing family B, member 6 (gene BPIFB6). The record is from RefSeq and is a predicted model, not a curated record. Gene Ontology annotation, molecular function: lipid binding. The coding region runs from base 1 to 1365 and encodes 454 amino acids. The transcript has 15 exons. Lineage: Eukaryota; Metazoa; Chordata; Mammalia; Primates; Indriidae.
AUGCUGCGGAUCCUGUGUCUGGCACUCUGCAGCCUGCUGACCGGCACACGAGCUGACCCUGGGGCGCUGCUGCGGUUGGGCAUGGACGUCAUGAACCGAGAGGUCCAGAGUGCCAUGGAUGAGAGUCACAUCCUGGAGAAGAUGGCAGCUGAGGCAGGCAAGAAACAGCCGGGCAUGAAACCGAUCAAGGGCAUCACCAAUUUGAAGGUGAAGGAUGUCCAGCUGCCCGUCAUCACACUGAACUUUGUACCUGGAGUGGGCAUCUUCCAGUGUGUGGCCACAGGCAUGACCAUCACUGGCAAGAGCUUCAUGGGAGGGAACAUGGAGAUCAUCGUGGUCCUGAACAUCACAGCCACCAACCGGCUUCUGCAGGACGAGGAGACAGGCCUCCCCAUGUUCAAGAGCGAGGGCUGUGAGGUCAUCCUGGUCAACGUGAAGACCAACCUGCCUAGCAACAUGCUGCCCAAGGUGGUCAACAAGUUCCUGGACAGCACCCUGCACAAAGUCCUCCCUGGCCUGAUGUGUCCAGCCAUCGAUGCGGUCCUGGUGUAUGUGAACAGGAAGUGGGCCAACCUGAAUGACCCUAUGCCCGUGGGCCAGACGGGCACUGUCAAGUAUGUCCUGACGUCCACACCUGUCACCACGGCCAGCUACAUCCAAGUGGGCUUUAGUCCUGUGGUGCAGCAGCAAAAGGGCAAAGCCAUCAAGCUUGCUGACGCUGGGGACGCCCUCCAGUUCCCCGAGGGUUAUGCUGAAGGCUCGUCACAGCUGCUGCUCUCGGCCGCCUUCCUCACGGCGGAGCUCGCCCUGCUGCAGACGUCCUUCGAUGCCGACAUUCGGGAUACGAUGAUUGGUGAGCUGCCCCCACAAACCACUGUGACGCUGGCUGGCUUCAUCCCUGCAGUGGCUGAGGCCUACCCCAAGUCGAAGCCCUUGGUGACCCAGAUCAGGAUAAACAAGCCUCCCAAGCUCACCAUGAAUCCCGGCAAGAGCCUGCUUCACCUGCACGGCACCCUGGAGAUGUCAGCUGUCCGGCGGCGGGGCAAGGCUCUGGUGUCCCUCUUUGUCCUAGAAGCUCACUUCAAUCUGAAAGUCCAGUACUCAGUGCGUGAGAACCGGCUGCAGAUGGCCACCUCCCUGGACAGAUUACUGAGCCUUGCCCGGAAGUCCUCAUCGAUUGGCCACUUCAAUGAGAAGGAACUAACUGGCUUCAUCACCGAUUAUCUCCAAGAAGCCUACGCCCCAGUUGUCAAUGAUGCGCUCCAAGUUGGGCUGCCACUCCCGGACUUUCUGGCUGUGAAUUACAACCUGGCUCAGCUGGACGUAGUGGAGAACGCCUUGGUGCUGGACUUGAAGCUGGACUGA